This is a messenger RNA of Hibiscus syriacus, 672 nucleotides long. RefSeq names its product 40S ribosomal protein S15-4-like. The coding region runs from base 61 to 519 and encodes 152 amino acids. The transcript is spliced from 4 exons. The record is from RefSeq and is a predicted model, not a curated record. Gene Ontology annotation, molecular function: RNA binding; structural constituent of ribosome. Gene Ontology annotation, biological process: ribosomal small subunit assembly; translation. Gene Ontology annotation, cellular component: ribosome; cytosolic small ribosomal subunit. NCBI's taxonomy places the organism in Eukaryota, Viridiplantae, Streptophyta, Magnoliopsida, Malvales, Malvaceae.
CUCCCGGAUAAAACCCUUGGCGGCGACUGCUCCAGCCUCGGAAAACCAAAGCUUUCAACCAUGGCGGAUCUGGAGACGGAGGCUGCGCCGGCCGGAGUCCCAAAGAAGAGAACAUUCAAGAAAUUUAGUUUCCGAGGAGUUGAUUUGGAUUCUCUCCUUGAUAUGUCCACCGAUGAGCUUGUCAAGCUCUUCCCUGCUCGUGCUCGUAGAAGGUUCCAGAGGGGUCUCAAGAGAAAGCCCAUGGCUUUAAUCAAGAAGCUUCGCAAGGCGAAAAGGGAAGCCCCACCCGGUGAGAAGCCAGAACCUGUUAGAACCCACCUGCGUAAUAUGAUCAUUGUACCUGAAAUGAUUGGAAGCAUUAUUGGUGUGUACAAUGGCAAGACAUUCAAUCAAGUCGAAAUCAAGCCUGAAAUGAUCAGCCAUUAUCUGGCCGAGUUCUCUAUUUCAUACAAGCCGGUUAAGCACGGUAGACCCGGUAUUGGUGCUACCCACUCUUCCAGGUUCAUUCCUCUUAAAUGACAUCGUUUGCUUGCAGCUUGGAUACUUUUUUUAAAUCUUGUAUUGUAUGAAGAGAUAUUUAUGUCGAUCACAUUUUGAUUGUUGCAACUUGGUUAUUUUAAUUAAUGACAUUAUUUGCUUUCGGAUAAUAUGUUAAAAUUUGGGACUUAGUCU